Molecule: messenger RNA, 1787 nt
Organism: Cynara cardunculus var. scolymus (artichoke)
Lineage: Eukaryota; Viridiplantae; Streptophyta; Magnoliopsida; Asterales; Asteraceae
Product: hydroxyproline O-arabinosyltransferase 3-like
Exons: 9
Coding region: 465-1547 (360 amino acids)
Molecular function (GO): glycosyltransferase activity
Source: RefSeq, a predicted model, not a curated record
UAUAUAUAUAUUCACUGGAAAAUGGAGACGACCUCCAAACUGCAAAGAGAGAAUGAGAGCACUGACUAAAAAGAUUUAAAGAAAGGAAAACCCUUUUUGUCUAUCAUGGAUCUGGUCUAAAUUUCAGCGUUGAAUGUUCGUGGGGCAUUUGCCAAUUGGCAGGCAUCUCGAGAUUGGAAAACCUUAAAGCUCAAGAACCUUCUUCAAGAUUCUGCUACUUUCCAUUUGUGCCUAUCGCCACUUGAACGUUUCCUUCUCGUGAACAAGAACCUUCUCUUGCUUUUCCUGUCACCAUCAUUUCGUUGAUUAAGAUUGAUUUGAAUGAAUGCUACUUUGUUCUGAAAGAUAUUAAGAGGCUGCGUAUCAUAUGGUUGCUGAUGUAUCAGAGUAAUUAGUUGACCGACUUCUGUAGCUCUUCAAAAGUGGAAAAACUGAAGGUUAAUGUUUCUGGAAUAGAAGUUAAGAUGGCAAGGAAAAAUAUGAGUUGUACAUCAUUGUUGUUCCUUGUUCUUUUGGCUGUCGGUUCAUUCUUUGCAACAUAUAAUUUAAUAACAAUGAUAGUUCGCAACAAAGGGAUGAAUUCUGGACGGUUGUCGCUUGAUCCUAUUGUUGAGAUGCCUGAUAAUAUGAAGAAACCAGGGGGUACCAAGGUGUUAUUCCAUGUUGCAUUGACAGCUACAGAUGCUCCUUAUAGCAAAUGGCAAUGCCGUAUUAUGUAUUAUUGGUAUAAGAAGCAGAAAAAUAUGGUGGGAUCAGAGAUGGGAAAGUUCACCAGGAUUCUCCAUUCCGGACAACCCGACAAUCUGAUGGAUGAGAUUCCAACUUUUGUAGUUGACCCCCUUCCAUCAGGUUUGGAUCGAGGGUACAUAGUUUUAAACAGACCUUGGGCCUUUGUGCAAUGGCUGGAGCGGGCCACUAUUGAAGAGGAAUAUAUAUUGAUGGCGGAGCCUGACCACAUAUUCGUAAAUCCACUGCCUAAUUUGGCUCGUGGAGAAUUUCCUGCCGGAUUCCCUUUUUUCUACAUUAAGCCUGCGGAAAACGAAAAAAUAAUCAGGAAAUAUUAUCCUCAAGAAAAUGGGCCAGUGACCAACAUUGAUCCAAUCGGUAAUUCUCCUGUUAUUAUAAGAAAGGAUCUACUUGAAAAAAUCGCUCCCACGUGGAUGAAUGUUUCUUUGAGAAUGAAGGAUGAUCCCGAGACUGAUAAAGCUUUUGGAUGGGUAUUAGAAAUGUAUGCAUAUGCCGUGGCCUCUGCUUUGCAUGGUGUCCAACACAUUCUUCGGAAAGAUUUUAUGCUCCAGCCCCCAUGGGACUUGGAAAUCGGCAAAAGGUUUAUUAUUCAUUACACAUAUGGAUGUGACUACAAUAUGAAGGGAGAGCUAACAUAUGGAAAGAUUGGAGAAUGGCGAUUUGACAAGAGAUCACAUCUACAAGGACCUCCACCAAGAAAUCUCACUUUACCCCCACCUGGUGUUCCUGAAAGUGUGGUUACGCUUGUAAAGAUGGUGAACGAAGCUACCUCUAACAUUCCGGAUUGGGAUACUUCAUAACAAAAGCUCGUCGUCUAUAGAUGAAGGAGAACAUUAAGAGUGACUUAUACGAAGAAAAAAAAAACCCGUGCUUGAAGUAUUGUCUAAACUGAAGAAAACACCUCGAUAGCAUUUUUCGAGGAACUAACACAAACAAAUAUGCGUAUGCUUUGUUCUUCUUGUUUUUGGAACGUAUGAUUAUGAAAUUUUGGUUGUCGAACUUGUACUACGUUUUUAUACAAGAGAAAUACGUUUGGAUUC